This is a messenger RNA of Nerophis ophidion (straightnose pipefish), 3228 nucleotides long. It is a transcript of the gene tmx2a, whose product is annotated as thioredoxin-related transmembrane protein 2a. The record is from RefSeq and is a predicted model, not a curated record. Bases 67 to 798 code for a protein of 243 amino acids. Gene Ontology annotation, biological process: brain development. Lineage: Eukaryota; Metazoa; Chordata; Actinopteri; Syngnathiformes; Syngnathidae. Gene Ontology annotation, molecular function: disulfide oxidoreductase activity. Gene Ontology annotation, cellular component: membrane-bounded organelle. The transcript has 7 exons.
UUUACGUCGCGUCAUUUCCGGCGAUUGACAUUCCCCCCAUCAGCUGUGUCACUCCGCUCUGCCAGAAUGGGCUUAAUCACCGGGGUCUGCGCUUUCUUGUACCACCUGCCACAGAUUUACAAAUGGCUGCUGAGACCUUACUAUAUCACCUCCUUCUUCAUGACCAUCGCCUUUGUGGUGGUCCGCAAGGCUCCCGGCUUGUGCGAGCACCUCUCCACCCAGAGGGAGGACGGCAACUCCUGCGACUUCGACUGGAGAGAAGUUGAAAUUCUCAUGUUUCUGAGUGCCAUAGUGAUGAUGAAGAACAGAAGAGCAAUCACUUUGGAGCAGCAUGUGGGCAACUUGUUCCUCUUCAGCAAGGUGGCAAACGUCAUCCUCUUCUUCAGGCUGGACAUCCGUCUCGGCAUCCUCUACCUGGCGCUGUGUGUGGCCUUCAUGAUGACGUGCAAGCCUCCUCUCUACAUGGGCCCCGAGUACAUCAAGUACUUCAGCGACAAGACCAUGGAUGACGAGCUGCAGAGGGACCACCGCGUCACCUGGAUCGUGGAGUUCUACGCCAACUGGUCCUCCGAGUGCCAGUCCUUUGCCCCCGUCUUUGCUGACCUGUCGCUCAAGUAUAACUGUGCUGGUCUCAGGUUCGGGAAGGUGGACAUCGGGCGUUACGGAGAGGUUUCACAAAGUUUAGGGAAGGUCCUCCAUGACUGUGACCCCCAUGAAACACUGAAGGCACGGGUGUCACACGCCAGGCCUGGACAUAACAUACUUGAAUUCAGUACUUUAUCAUGUCUUACUAAAUAAACUCCUGCUUUUAAUUUUGACCCCAAAAAAUACAUGCAAUGACAUGUCUUUUAAACGUUAAUAUUAUCUCAUAAUUAAACAAAAUAUGACAUAUGUUCCAAGAAAAUGUUUUGUUAAAAUGAAGACAAAUACCUAAAUAUCUGCUGGAUUUUUGAUAUCAGUUAUCCAUCAAAUUGUAAACUGUAAAUUACAGUAGAUUUUACAGAAAAAAUGUGGCGACUCAGUUUUGUUUUGUUUUGACUGUAAAAUCAACUUAAGUAUUGUUUUUGCAAACACAGUACGACACUAUAAAAACAGCAACUGUGAAUUUUGCAGUAAAAACUGUCAUUGUCAGAAAAAGAGAGCCUGGAAAUAAUAUGCUUUAAUUACUUUAUAAUUUCUUACUAAAUGUAUUCCUGCUUUUAAUUUAGACCCAAAAAAAAAUACAUGCAGUGACAUGUCUUUUAAACGUUAUCUCAUAAUAAAACAAAAUAUGACAUGUUCCAAGAAAAUGUUUUUGUUAAAUUAAAGACAAAUACUUAAAUAUCUGCUGGAUUUUUUUGGAUUUCAUAGUUAUCCAUCAAAUUGUUCACUGUAAAAAUUACAGUAGAUUUUACAGUAAAAAUGUGGCGACUCAGUUUUGUUUUUUACUGUAAAAUCAACUUUGGUAUUGUUUUCAAAACAGUGCUACACUAUUAAAACAGCAACCAUGGAUUUUACAGUACAAACUCAGAUUAGUUACAUGAAUUGUACUGUAAAAAAAAAAUAAAAGAUACUUUUUUUCCAUUUCAUCCAUCCAUUUUUCUACCGCUUGUCCUUUUUGAGGUUGCGGUGGCCUAUCUCAGAUGCGUUUAGGUGGAAGGCAGGUUACACUUUGGACAAGUCGCCUCCUCAUCACAGGGCAUUUUUUUUCCAUUUCAUUCUUUUUAAAGCUGCAAAAUAACUACAGUUUUUACGGUAAAAUUCUGGCAACCUGAUAGAUAGUACUUUAUUUAUUCCGUCAGGAGAGUUCCUUCAGGAAAAUUACAAUUUUCAGCACAAUCCCAUUCAAGAUCAGACAAACAUUACAGGGAGACAGAACAGGAUCGCUAACGGGUCUGCCGGCUUCCAGCGCCCCUUACAAAAAAGAUGAGAUACAGGUAAACAAGGGGGGGGAAUGGGAGAAAAAAAUAGAAGAUUAAAAUUAAAAGAAAAAAAAUCGGUCUUAGCCUGGGCCCUGGAGAGGGGGUGCAGACUGAGGCCAAGAGAAAAAAACAACUAAACUGCUAUUUUAAUUUUUUUACAGAAAAAUCUAAAGGUUUUUUUUCGUACAGCGUUCAUAAAAGACUACCGUUUUUCCUUGAAUUGCCGCCAGGUAUAUAGUAUGCACCUGCCUUGAAUUUCUGCCGGGUCAAACUCGUCACGUCACUAGUGACACUUCACCUGUCGUAAUUUUCAAAAUGGAGGAGGUUGAUUUCAAUAAUUUGAAAUCGCAUAAAGGGAAGAAGAUUAAGAGCUAUUCAGUAGGAUUUAAGGUCCGAGCUAUUGAAUAUGCUAAAAAGAACAGUAAGCAGCUAUGUUUUAUUAAUAUACCGUAGCUGCUUGUGUCAAAUAUGAGUCAUUAAAUGACUCCCGCCUCCUGGUGGUAGAGGGCGCUAGUGAUCCUUCUUGCGACUACUCGGCUGCAGAAGAAGUGACAACAAGCAGCAAGAGUGAGCAGCGUGUGUUUAUUUUUUCCUCUUGCUUGCACUUUUAACAUGGAGGAUUACAUAUCUAAAAGAAAACAGUUUUCUAAACUGUACUAUCAAUCGAAGCAGGAGGUAAUAAAGGAAGAUCUCCAUCGAGACUGAGACUUUUAAAACUGAAUAAAAAUAAGGAAGACUUCUAUAAAAAAGUUAUCGAUGCUUUUGAUCAGAAAGAGCUGCGCAUGGACUUCAUUUAUAAGUAAAGGUAAGACCAUAAUGUUUUUUAUUUUUAUUUAAUGUGAUUUCAUAAUGGUAUCCUUACAUCACACUCAAAUUUAUAAACGCAGGCCUAAAUUUACCGCAUGCCUUUGGUAAACGCCGGAGUGAGAAGAGGUUUUAAAAUAAUUGGCGCCCUGGGGGCAAUUCAAGGAAAUACGGUAUACAUCAUUAGUCAUAUACUAUUCACUACAUAUGUAUGUAGUACUCCUGCCACCCGGCAGGGGGCAGCAGUGAAGCACAGGAAGACUUGAUUCUGGAAAAAAAUCUGAAUAAAUCACGAGAAUAUGACUUUUAAUAUCGACUGAACAGCAAAGUACGAAUGUAAUGAAAUUGCUGACUCGGUGACGUCUUUUGUGUUCGUGGUGGUUUUGCUUUUGGAUGUAAAAUAUAUGUAGCGCUCAAUUUGACCAGCAGAGGGCAACAAAGCAACACCUCAUUAGUACAUGAGGAUAUUAUGGCCACACUUAUUGCGUAAAGCAGGGGUGUCCAAAGUGUGGCCCUCAGCUAA